Molecule: messenger RNA, 1088 nt
Organism: Monascus purpureus
Lineage: Eukaryota; Fungi; Ascomycota; Eurotiomycetes; Eurotiales; Aspergillaceae
Source: the annotation of a GenBank genome assembly
GGAGAUUUGUCUUCGGGCUUCGCCUUGUGGAGGUAUCCAUUUCUCAUAGACCUUUUCAGACCCUCUCCUCUCUUUGUCUUUCUUUCUUUCCUUUAUCGUAUUUUAUUUGUCUGGUUUCUUUCCCAUUGUGGUCAGUCCCAUUGUCUGUUGCAGCUGGACGAGAGAAAGGAAGAAAAAAAGCAUCUGGAAUGCUCUCCGUCACCGUCUUGCUCGUUGUCUCUUUGACAGCGUCUUCCUUUGCGGCACCAACGAGAGGUGUCCUUAACGAUGCAUACAAUUAUUCAGAAGACCUGGCUCAGUAUUUUUCGAGGGUGAGCAGACACAUCGACACUGCCAAUGGCAAUCGCAAUCGCAAGCCAAUAUGCGGCGUAUCCAAUAUCUCCCUACCGUCUUCUACGCUGCCUAUCCCUACAAACCUCAAGAUCCGAUACGUAGCAGUCGGCCGUGGCACACAGAACUACACAUGCUCCUCUUCAUCUCCGGACGUUGCACCCGUAGCCGCCGGUGCCAUAGCAAACCUGUACGACGUCACGUGCAUCGCCGCAAACUACCCAGACUUGAUGCCUAUCCUCCCCAAAGUCGCCUACUCCAUUCCCCUUCCAGGUGACGAAUUCUCUCCCCUUCCCCCAGCUAAUACGGGCUUGAUCGGUCACCAUUUCUUUCGAGACGCAACUACCCCGGUCUUCAACCUUGACACGACCUCCUCUCAACAGUAUGGCAUCGCGAUUACAAAGAAGGUCGGCUCGUUCGGCGCGCCCUCGAAUUCGCUUCAGGGUGCUAAUGGUGCCGUUCCGUGGCUGUACCUCACGACCAUCAACGGUACGAUUGGUGAUUAUAGGAGUGUCUAUCGCGUCGAAACGGCCGGUGGACAGCCGCCGAAGACUUAUGUUCUCCGUGAGAAAUGGGCGGCUUGAUUGUCUGAUUGAGUAAACCUGGGACUUGGUUGAUCCCCUUGCAUAGCUGGAUUUUUAUACAGACUGGAGAUACCUUGGAAUGAAAUCGUGUCGGAACAAUUGUUCAGUUCACCGACUAACUAGUUAGUUAUUGCUUUUACCCUCCCUUAUGUAAGCAAUUAUGUAUUUACAGAC